Tetrahymena thermophila SB210 is the source of this 1686-nucleotide messenger RNA. RefSeq lists its product as hypothetical. NCBI's taxonomy places the organism in Eukaryota, Ciliophora, Oligohymenophorea, Hymenostomatida, Tetrahymenidae. The transcript has 4 exons. The record is from RefSeq and is a predicted model, not a curated record.
AAGAAUAAGAUAAAUUAAUAAAUUAAAUAAACAAAAAAAAGAUUAAUUUAUCUAUAGUUAUAUAUCUUCUAUCUCACUCAACUUAAGAUAGCAUUAAGCACAUUACAUUAUACCAUGUUAUUUAAUUCAGAAGUCUCUAUUUUUCCAAAUAGAAGGAAACUAAGAAAGACCAUUUUUGUAUCUGAAUAUAGCACUGAAAUUGAUUCUGAUAAUUCGCAAAACAUAGAGUUAAAUAAAACUAAUUAUUAAGAUGGCAGAGUUUAAAGUAAGCAGAGAGGAUCUUUACUCUAAAACACAAAAUCAGAAACUGAACUACACUCCGUUGGAUUGUAAAAGUAGAGUUAUAGCUUCUAACCAUCUGCAAACUAACAAGAAGACCAAUAAAAUGUCAUAACUCAACUUAUUCCUGCUCCCUAAAAAUUUCAUAAUCACAGAUAUUCUUUGAGUUCUUUUGAUAAAAUGGAAAAUGGAUUUUAAUCUAGCAGCUCUCGCUAAUCAGUUUAAUUGUAACAAGCAGGAAGGAGAAUAUCAUAUAACGAUUUUGAAAAUAACGCUUAGUAUAGCUAGUAAAUGCCUCAGUUGAAAAAUAAAUAUAUAAAUUUUCAUCCUUAAGAAGAUCUGAACAAUAAUAACAAUUUUCCUAAUCAAUCCCAAUUUAACAAAAAUUAUUUUUAUCCUGCUUAAUACCCUUAGUAAGACAUUCGUUAAACAAAUACAUAAAGUUCUUCUUUAAACUACAACUUUUCAAACUAAUAUAGCUUAAGAGGAACUCAAAGUGGAUUUUUACUAAAAAAUUAGGCUAAUAUAUUUUAAGAAGAUUAAACCAAAAACUUUCAAGUGAAUCCAACUAAAAAUGCUUAAAACACUCUACAUAAUAUUUUAAGUGGCAAUAACCUAAAAAACAAUAAUUAUAAUAAUAAGUAUAUUUAAACUAGGAUUAAGAGCUUAAAUAACUUAUCAAGUACUCUAAAGAGGAUAGAAGAAUUGGAAACUAAUACAUCUAUAAAAAAUGAUUCCAAUAUCUCAAUAAUGCAAAAGAGUGAUAGAAUGAUUUAAUUUGCAAAAAAGCAUGAUACUCCUAUCCCAAAUUUGGUUGUUUCACCAAUAGAUUUGUUAAAAAAGUAACCUUCAAAAGGAGUUCUUAAAAAUUCCUCAAAGAUUCUUAUCAAGUAAUAAUUACCUAAUUUAACAAGUUAGUUUUUAAAAUAAGUUUAUUUAAUAUAAAAAUAUAGUUCGCAAUCUAAUAUUGAAAAUUACGAUGAAGAUGAAACUAUUCAAUCUAUGAAAGAUAACCUCAGCAGUAAUAAUAAAUCUCUUGGAAAUCUACGCAAUCUAAAGAGAACUCCUUCCUCUUUAGAAGAAAUACCUGAAGUAGAAAUAAACAAUUAUAAUGAUAUAAAUUAGAACUAAGAUUUUCUUCCUAUCCUACAAAGUGUGUAACCUAGAGUAAGGAAAAUAAUCCGAAAUGGUACAGUUAUUAAAAAAGUAUAAAAUGACAUUUAUGAGCAAAAAGAUGAUUAAUCUAUAUAAUCCGAAGGAGUUUCACCAAAAAAAAAAUAAAUGGGGUAGUCUAAUAUAUUUGGUAAUGCAUAAAGUGAUGGCCGCUUGUUCGAAGAUGUCCUAUCAAGCAGUUCUUCUCCUAAAAAAAGAAUAUCAAAAAUAUCAAUGAUCUAGCCUAUCAUUUGA